This is a messenger RNA of Stegodyphus dumicola, 4369 nucleotides long. RefSeq lists its product as uncharacterized. Gene Ontology annotation, cellular component: cell surface. Lineage: Eukaryota; Metazoa; Arthropoda; Arachnida; Araneae; Eresidae. Gene Ontology annotation, molecular function: calcium ion binding. Gene Ontology annotation, biological process: signal transduction. The record is from RefSeq and is a predicted model, not a curated record.
GACAGGAUCCAUGCCUCGAGAAUAAUGGGGGAUGCGAUCAUCAUUGUAACAACGAAGAUGAAACUAUACGAUGCAGUUGUUCUUCUGGAUUUAAGCUUCAGUCUGACGGAAAAUCAUGUAGAGAAGAAAAUCCUUGCCUCGUCAACAAUGGCGGAUGUGAACAGUACUGCCAUUAUAAGGAUAAAGCACUUUCUUGCAGUUGCACGGCGGGAUUUGUGCUACAAGCCAAUCGUAAGACUUGUAAAGAAUUGAAUCCAUGUCUAUCGAAUAACGGGGGCUGUGAACAAUUUUGUUUUUAUGAAAGUGGAAAACUGAGAUGUGAAUGUGGUGCCGGCCAUGAGCUUCAAGCAGAUGGAAAAUCGUGUAAAGAACGAAAUCCUUGUCGGUACAAAAAUGGUGGUUGUGAGCAAAUCUGUAUUAACGAAAACGGACGACAUCGAUGUGCAUGUAGUUCAGGAUAUGUUUUACAGCCCGACAGAACAUCGUGCAAAGAAAUCGAUCCUUGUGCGGAAGGAAAUGGAGGUUGCGCCCAUCUUUGCUUCAAAUCUAACUUCUCUAUCCGGUGCGACUGUCAUUUUGGAUAUGUGCUGAAAGAAGACGGGAAGUUAUGUGAAAAAUUAGACCCUUGCUCUCAUAAGAAUGGAGGAUGUGAUCAGAUCUGCCAGUCACGAAACGAUGAGCCAGUAUGCAGCUGUAGGACGGGCUAUGAUCUGCGACGAGAUGGAAAAACUUGCAAAAAAUUAAAUCCUUGUAAAUGGAAAAAUGGUGGCUGCGAACAAUUUUGUCACUUUGAAAAUGGAUCCAUCCGCUGCGAAUGUCGUUCGGGAUAUUCUCUGCAAGAAGAUGGAUACUCAUGUAAAAGAAUCAAUCCGUGUGAACGAGAAAACGGAGGCUGUGAGCAGCUCUGUCGUUAUGAAGCUGAAGUUUUAAGCUGCGAAUGCAGAGAAGGAUAUCUUUUGCAAGUUGAUGGAAAGUCCUGCAAAAGAGUGGAUCCUUGUGCAAAAGAGAAAGGCGGAUGUGAUCAAGUAUGUCGCUUUUUUAAUGAUCAAAUGCAGUGUGAGUGUUACGAAGGCUAUCAUUUACUGUCAGAUGGAAAAUCUUGCAAGCGAAUUAAUCCUUGCGAACGAAACAAUGGAGGGUGCAGCCAUAUUUGUUUGUUUCAAGAUGAUUCUAUGCGUUGCCAAUGUAACAAUGGCUAUCGUUUGCAAGAGGAUGGAAAAUCCUGCAAAAGAAUAGAUCCAUGUACCAUAAGAAACGGAGGCUGUUCCCAAAUUUGCCAUUUUCAAAAUGACGCUGUUUCUUGCAAGUGUUACGAUGGAUAUCUUUUGGAAGCGGAUGGAAAAACAUGCACGAGAAUCAAUCCUUGCACUAUAAAAAAUGGUGGUUGUACUCAAAUCUGCGAAUUUCGAGGCGCGGCAGUGUCCUGCAAGUGUCAUGACGGAUACCGUUUACAAGCAGACGAAAAAACAUGCAAGAAAAUUAAUCCAUGCACCAUCAACAACGGAGGAUGCUCCCAAAUCUGUGAGUUUCGGAAUGAUGUCGUAUCCUGCAAAUGUCGCGAUGGACACCGUCUGGAAAGUGAUGGAAGAUCUUGCCAAAGAAUCGAUCCUUGCACUAUAAAGAAUGGGGAUUGCUCUCAAAUUUGUGACUUCCAGAAUGGUGAGAUAUCUUGCUCGUGUGCCCAUGGAUAUCAAUUACAAGGAGAUGGAAAGACAUGCAAACGAAUCAAUCCUUGCACUAUAAAGAAUGGGGGUUGCUCGCAGAUCUGCGAAUUCCAGAAUGGUGAGGUAUCUUGCUCGUGUGAUCAUGGAUAUCAAUUGUUAGAAGAUGAAAGAACAUGCAAACGAAUUGAUCCUUGCACAAUAGAGAAUGGAGGUUGUUCUCAUAUUUGCCAGUUAAGAAAUGGCGCUGUAUCCUGUCAGUGUCACAAUGGAUAUCUGUUGAAAGAAGAUGGAAAUACAUGCGAAAGAAUUGAUCCUUGUACAGUAAAGAAUGGAGGCUGUUCUCAAAUUUGCUACUUAAAAAACGAUGUAGUAUCCUGUCACUGCCGUGAAGGAUUUAUCUUGAAAGAAGAUGGCAAAACGUGUGAAAGAUUUGACCCAUGUUCUGUGGAUAAUGGAGGAUGUGACCAUAUUUGCAUUUCAUCCCUCAGUACGGUUCAGUGCUUGUGUCAUGAGGGUUUUCAGUUACAAAGAGAUAAAAAAACAUGUCAAGAUAUAGACGAAUGUAACGAAACUCCUUGUAACCACAUCUGUCGAAAUACUUUGGGCUCUUUCGAGUGUUCUUGUAAAGAUGGUUAUGAGCUUGGCUCAAAUGGAAGGUCGUGCUUUAGGGUUGUGCAAGAGUUAGUCAGCUACUGUGUAAAGAAAAAUGGUGGUUGUGAACAAAAGUGUCUAGAAGGUUCCAAUGGUCGGAUUUGUUCUUGCUACAGAGGUUAUAAAUUAAACUCUGAUAAUAAAACUUGUUCAGAUAUUAACGAAUGCGAACAAGAAAAUGGAGGCUGCGAUCACAUCUGCACAAACACCGAAGGAUCUUACACUUGUGAUUGUUUUCCUGGAUACCAGUUAUUGGACGACCAGCGAAAAUGCGAUGUUAAAGAAGAUGAAUCUGAUUAUGGACCAGUGCGGGGCGAUCUUCCUGAAUCCGAGUAUGCAGUGAACAAGGCAAAAAGACUGAAGAAAUUAAAAGCUUUACCCCUAAGUGAUAGUCAUUACAAUACAAUCGGAACCUUAAUAUCUCAAAACAAAUGUAAAUCAGGAUAUUUUGGACCCACCUGCUCAUACACUUGUGAUCGCUGCAGAAAUGGUGGCAUAUGCAACUCUGACAAAUCUGGCUGCGUUUGCAAAGCAGGAUACAGAGGAGUGUUGUGCAACACCCCUUGCCAGAAGAGUACGUAUGGAAUAAACUGUAGAAACCGUUGUCAUUGUCACACUGAUGAAAUUUGUGACUUCAGAAGUGGAACUUGUUUGUGUCCAUAUGGAAAAGCUGAAGGGCAUUGUAAAAAGGGUUGUCCUAAAGGACGUUAUGGCAAACACUGUGAAAAGAAGUGUCAGAAAUCUUGCCCAACAGGUUUCUGCCAUCCUCUUCUUGGAUUCUGCAUCUGCCCACCUGGACGAACAGGCAGGAAAUGCUCUCAACAUUGCUCUCCUUUCAGCUAUGGGCCGAACUGCCAGUAUAAAUGCCGCUGCAUGUGGAAUAAUUCUAAAGCCUGUGAUACUCAGACAGGACAGUGCUUGUGCAAAAAAGAUUUCAGUGGUACAUAUUGUGAAGUAAGCUGUCCAGGAAAUGUAGCUGACUGUAUGCUUCAAGAUAGUAUUCCAGUUAUUGUUUGUAAGGAGGGGUUUUAUGGCCGCAGUUGUGAUAAACCAUGUAAUUGCGUGAAUGCUGUUUCUUGUGAUUCUGUCUCUGGUCAGUGCCAGUGCUUUCCAGGAUGGACAGGAUUGCAUUGCAAUAAAGCUUGCAGUCCUGGUUAUUUUGGUGAAAAUUGCAGUCAGAAGUGUUCUUGUAAGAAUAAUGCCACUUGUGAUCUUGUCAGUGGAAAAUGUCUUUGUCCUCCUGGAUAUCAUGGGACACAUUGUCGGGAGAGAUGCAGCCAUGGCCGCUUUGGAUCGAACUGUAAACAUAAAUGCAAGUGUUACAACAAUGCAGUCUGCGAUACUAAAAAUGGAGUUUGCCUUUGCCCGAGUGGCUUUACUGGGAGCCGUUGUGAACACUCUUGUCCACCAGGUUGGUAUGGACAUCAUUGCACAAAGCGAUGUGGUUGCUUGAAUUCAGGAAAUUGUAUGCCAGCCACUGGAGAAUGCCGGUGUCCUGCAGGAUAUACUGGAGAAGUCUGCGAACAUGUGUGUCCUAUAGGUCGAUUUGACAUCAACUGCACAAAAGAAUGCAAUUGCAGAGGCAAUCCAUGUCAUCCUGUAAAUGGAAUGUGCUUCUGUCCUCCUGGACUGACAGGGCAACAAUGCCAGACUGUUUGCCCAAGGAGAAGAUAUGGCCCUCAUUGUGCUUUCCGAUGCCGGUGUUAUAAUGGAGCUGAAUGCGACAGGUUUUCUGGAAAAUGCAUAUGUCCUCAGGGCUGGUCAGGAUCCUUAUGCCGAAUACAGAAAAGAGGAUUCCUAAAUUAAUGUUAUUUUAUACUAAGCAAGCAGUCAUAUUAAAAGAAUUAUCAGAAGUUCCUUGGAUGAAUAAAAUAACUUCAUCACAUCAUCAUUAUUAGAGUAUUGUGGAAGGUCACAAAAAAAAAUGAAGUGGACAAGAUUAUUUAUUAACAAUUUACUGAAAUAAUGCUUGAAUAAACUUUCAGAAGCUGAAUCAUUAACAAAUGUAUUACAUGUUGUUUUGUUUGUUUCAUUAAAAUUUCAUAUUACAAAAA